Closterium sp. Yama58-4 is the source of this 1521-nucleotide messenger RNA. Lineage: Eukaryota; Viridiplantae; Streptophyta; Zygnematophyceae; Desmidiales; Closteriaceae. The record is from the annotation of a GenBank genome assembly.
AUGUGCUCCUCGGGCCGCUUCGUUCAACGGGAAUACCAACUUCAACGCGAAGUCGUCAUCACCGUCGCCAACAACCAGAACCUGCGCACACGACGACAAGAUCUCGGCACUGCUGACAGCAACGGAAUUGUGACCUUCACCUCCUGGACCCACCCUCCAGAUCUUGACCCAGACUUCAGCCCCGGUGGUUUCUGGCAUUCCCACACGAUACCUGAGGCAGAGCGAACAAGGGCGUUAGCAACAAUUCAACAAUGGGCAGCAGCAAAGUCAACAUCGGCAGCAGCAGAGACAACAUCGGCAGCAGCAGAGACAACAUCGGCAGCAGCAGAGACAACAUCGGCAGCAGCAGAGACAACAUCGGCAGCAGCAGAGACAACAUCGGCAGCAGCAGAGACAACAUCGGCAGCAGUAGAGACAACAUCGGCAGCAGCAGAGACAACGACAGCAGCAGUAGCAACAUCAACACCAAUCGCUGGCCCUUCAACACCAUCGGUCUUCAUCGACGAUCCGCCACCGACACUCGCGCAGCAGCUGACUCCGACUCAACGAGAAGUCCAUCGAGGCCCCAACUUCACCGCCGGCUUCUACUCCAACUCCGACAUAGCAGGCGUACUCGACAAGGACUCCCUACUUCUUAUUGACGGCAGAGAAUUACAACGAGUCAGAGGAACAUGCUUCACCUGCCCUGAAGCAGACUUAUCACAUCAGCCGUUCGUUUCUCACCACAACCCGAGAGCACCAGCUUACACACCACUCGAGAAGGUGUACAGCGACAUCCUGUACAACCGCGAGCCUGGACAAAACGCGUACAAUUAUACCAUCACCUUCAUCAAUGCUGCCACACGAUAUGUCUUGCACCUAAAUCUUCCAAGCCGCAACAUGGCCUUCGAAGCUUUCGUCGCCUGGCUUCCAGUAGCAGAGCGAGAGUCGGGAGUAAAACUGAAAAGCUUCCAGUCAGACGGGGGAGGAGAAUAUGCGUCACAAAGGUUCAAGCAGUACCUGGCAGAGAGAGGAAUCAAGAGGCUCAUCUCUCUUCCCUACGCCCAUCAACAGCAAGGUGUAGCAGAAAGGAUGAACAGGACCCUCCAGGCCACCAUGCGCAAGCUGCUACGAAAAGUAGCAGCACGUGAUGUCAUCUUCUACGAGAACCUCACCCUCCGCGCGCACCUUGCCUACGUGGAAGAAAACAGACCUGACCUCUCGGGCGGAUUUCUUGGCACCCGAGCCUUCGCUUCGGCAGAAGAUGAAGCUGACUGGGACGAGCAGAACGUGGAAGGAGCCUCGGAGGAAGCUGGAACUCUUCCCUACUGUUCAGCCGAUGUCCCUAUGGACGACGAAGAAAAUCCACGCGACAGCAUCAACGCCGAGGCCUACUAUCACUUCGUCGACAACGGUUACGUUACACCUGCACAAGUCAACACCGACGAAGCAGAACGCAUAGGACCGAAUUUCAAUCCUACACCGGAAGCGGGAGAUGAAGCAGUUUAUCCCAAGGAUACAACACUGCCCCGAUACACAUAG